Physcomitrium patens is the source of this 2322-nucleotide messenger RNA. Lineage: Eukaryota; Viridiplantae; Streptophyta; Bryopsida; Funariales; Funariaceae. The record is from RefSeq and is a predicted model, not a curated record.
CUGGUUUUGGUUGAGCUUCGUGGACAUUGUUUCUGGUUUCCUGUUACAAGGGUCUAGAGGUUUUGUGAGAUUGUGGGGGGUUCUCUGUUACUGGCAGGUGUGUGGAGCAAUUCAGAGUGGAGGUGUUCUGUGAGUAACUUUGGUGUUUGUGCUUGUAUUGCUUUUUGUUCGGUAGAAGUUCAGGCUGGAUGCGUAGUGGUGUCAAUAGGCUUUCAGGGUUGAGUGACUGUGGAAAGGAUUCAAGCUUUCACUGAGACGCACAUCCUUGUUCUGCGGGAUUUUUUGAAUUUCGUUGCGUCCAAGAAUUUUGUGAAGCCAACGUGAGAGCGUGGUUUAGGCUGUCUCGCAAGCAGAGCGCGAAUGUUUGUCACUCGAGGGUUGCUCUAGAUUUGCGAAGCGGUUCUGGUGAUCAUCGUGGAUACAGUUCAUGGAAUGGUCGAAGGUGGCAUCACGAGGCAGAAUGUUCGGCUUUGGUUUGAGUGUUUAGGAUUUCGAGUCUUGUCUGAAGAAUAGCCUUGGAAGCACCACAUUAGUGCAUUCACCAGACCCGCUUUGUGCUCCUAACCCACCGAAGCUGUGUUUGCCCUGAUUGAUUAACAUGGAUAUACAUAAUCUCUGGCUGGAUGGAUUAAUAUGUGCCUAUGAAUUCAUUCCUGCUCCUUUGCAAAAGAUUAAGUUGGGAGGUGUAAUCACCGCACAAGGACUUCUUCAAGGGCAAUUUGAUACGGAAAUAUCUCUUAAACAACCGGUUUCGUUAAUAGAAAACUUGGGGGUGGAUUCAAAGCGUUCAAACAAGUCCCCAGCAAGCAGUCCUCGUUCCAGUCCCGAAGAUCAAUUAUCGAACUCUUCAAAGUUGACACCAAUCAGUCCAGGAACUACGCGGAAGAGUUUGGAGACGGAUGCUCCGAAAGACCUGAGUCCAUUGAGUCUGAGCCAUGGCUCUUCACUUGUUCGUCAACCGAGUACGAGAAAUAGGCAGAGUCAGUGGAUUCCUAUUGGUUGGGAUCGGCUGACGGAAUUGUUUCAAGAUCUGCAGGGUGAGUCGGAGUGGCAGCUGGACGAGGAGUUUUCUGACCAAGACGAUACUCUUUCCGUAGCUGAUGUAGCCCAACCUUACUGGAAAAAACGGGCAGGGCCUACGUUUUGGUGUCAUGUGGACUCAAGGCAUCCUAAAGUCCAACAUCUAUUUCUAAAUGCUCAGUGGUUGCAUCCUGCUGUCAGUGUUGGGCUUCGAGAUGAGAAACGGCUCAUCAGUGAUCGUAUGAAACAUCUGCUUUACGAGGUACCUGUGCGGGUGGCAGGAGGCUUGUUAUUUGAGCUUACUGGUCUUUCUGUGGGCGAUCCAAACCGUGAAGAGGAGGACGUAGCUGUGGUCUUAAGGUCAUGGCUAUCGCAAAAUCACCUGAUCACAUCGAUGCAUGUGAAGGGCCAUGUGAACAAUCUUAACGUACUCGGUGUUUUGGAAGUCCAAGAUCUAGUUGGUGCUGGUGGCACUGAGGCCCCGAAGAGUGUAGAAGAAAUAGUUGCCCAGCUUUCCAGUUGCCUUGCCACAUGGGAUGAUCGGAUGGCAAGAAAACACUACUUCGGUGCAGCUGAUGAACUUGAGCUGAAGUAUGUAAAUAGGAAAUCUAACGAAGACUUGGCGCUGCUAAGUAUAAUAUUGAAUCAAGAGAUUCGUCGUCUUUCCACUCAGGUUAUCAGAAUAAAGUGGUCCUUGCAUGCGCGCGAGGAGAUUGUACAUGAGCUUAUGACACAUUUGAAGGUGAAGGAUGCCCUAGAGAUUCUAAAGACCGUGCACAGGAGAACCCGAAGCAUGUUAGAUGAGCAGGACGCAGUGAGGGAUCGUAUUUUCACAGUUCAGGACGUGAUGCAGAGCAACGUGAGGGAAAAACUGCAAGCGCAGAGUCUGCGGGUGACACACAAUUUGUCAGUUAUUGGUGGAAGUGGACUCCUUCUCUCUAUCAUUGUUGGGCUCUUCGGUGUUAACUUAGAUGGCAUUCCAGGGGGUAGUGGUUCCCCUCAUGCUUUCUCCACAUUUACUUUCAUCUUGUUUGGUCUUGGCGCCAUCUCGUGCCUGCUUGGUAUCCGGCGCCUUGGUCUUAAGCCCCAACCUUCCGAUGAGGCUGUAACGUCACGUAAGAUGGAGCUGCAAGACUUUGUUUACAAGUUUCAAAAAGCAUCAGAGGCGCAUGAAAAAGUCCACCAUAUACAUUCUGAUCCCUCUCUUAGUGACGUUGCUACAGCUGCUGCUGCUGCGGAAACUGACAAACCUCAUGGCUUUUAUAUUUUGUUGCAAUAAAUAGACCCACUUCUUUUCUCAUA